UCCACGGGUCGGCGCCAGCGGCCAAUCGGAAGCGCCGAGGAGGGCUUCUAGUUUACAUAAUAAUAGAGGGGCGUGGCCAGGCGAGGAAGGGCAGUGGAGGGGCGCCGGUGGCGCCAGGGGUGCUGACCCGAGCGGUGCUGGCGAGGCCCCCCCGGACCCAUGGCCCACAGCGCCAAGCAGCUGCCUGCCGGGAUGCUGCAUGCCACGGGCAAAGCUCAGCAUGGAAACUUCCUGGUGGCCAUCAAGCAGGAGAAGGGAGAGUCGGCACGGACGAGCGGCGAGAAGCCGCACGGCGAGGAGGAGCCGGUGAAGAAGAGGGGCUGGCCCAAGGGCAAGAAGAGGAAGAAGAUCCUUCCCAAUGGCCCCAAAGCCCCUGUGACGGGCUACGUGCGUUUCCUGAAUGAGCGGCGCGAGCAGAUCCGCACGCAACAUCCUGACCUGCCCUUCCCGGAGAUCACCAAGAUGCUGGGGGCUGAGUGGAGCAAGCUGCAGCUUUCGGAGAAGCAGCGGUACCUGGACGAAGCGGAGCGGGAGAAGCAGCAGUACAUGAAGGAACUGCGGGAAUACCAGCAGUCAGAGGCCUACAAGAUGUGCACGGAGAAGAUCCAGGAGAAAAAGAUCAAAAAAGAGGACGCGGGCUCUGCGGCAGUGAACACUCUGCUGAAUGGGCACCCGCACAAGGCUGGCGAGUGCAGCGACACCUUCUCCACCUUCGAUGUGCCCAUCUUCACGGAGGAGUUCUUGGACCAAAACAAAGCUCGGGAGGCUGAGCUGCGGCGCCUGCGCAAGAUGAACACGGAGUUUGAGGAGCAGAACGCUAUCCUGCAGAAGCACACGGAGAGCAUGAACUGUGCCAAGGAAAAGCUGGAGCAGGAGCUGGCCCAGGAGGAGAGGCAGACCCUGGCCUUGCAGCAGCAGCUCCAGUCCGUGCGGCAGGCCCUCACCGCCAGCUUCGCCUCCCUCCCCAUCCCCGGCACUGGGGAGACCCCCACUCUGAACACUCUGGACUUCUACAUGGCCAAACUGCACAGUGCCAUCGAGAGCAACCCGCUGCAGCAUGAGAAAUUGGUGGUGCGCAUCAAGGAGAUCCUGUCCCGGAUAGCCAGCGAACACUUGUGAAGAGGACCAGUCCCGCCUGGAGCCUGGGGCCGGCCGGACCACGGCCCUGUCCCUUGGAGCUCACGCAAGGGACAGUCUCUGCUGGUGGUCCGGCUGCUUCCCCCUCCACCCCAUGCACCUCGCUGGAGAAGUGAGCUGGGACCUCCCCUAGCCCUGCCGCGGCUGGGCCCCGUGGCUGCGCCACCUCCGAGGACCUCGAGCUUCUGGGGACCAAGCGGUGACAGGGCUGAGAGACCCCAGCGGCGUGGCGCUGGGCGAGGUGCUCAGCGGUGGACGUGAGCAUCCCCCCCCCACCCCGCUCUCCUGCAGGCUCUCCAGCUCCUGCAGCUCCGCCUCGCUAAACCAGAGACUCCAAAGGCUAUCCGGUGGCAGAUGAGGUGCCUGUGGGUUACUGGCCUGGAGUGAGCCACCCUCUUCCAGGGUGACCCAGGGGCUGCUGUUAACCGGCCUGUGAUGGAAGGGAGGCAGCCGGGUGCCCUGGGAGCCCCUGGGGCUUGGCACUGCCUCCUGGCCCCUACAUCAGCCCAGGGAACCUCUUGGUCCCCUGUCCCACAGCGGGUGAGGUGGCAGGCUUCCUUCUGCCUGCCUCUUACUUUUACUUUAUUUAAUCUUCCCGCUUCCUCUUGCUGCUCCCCCGUGGGUGCCUUCAGCCUCCUGCCUGUGUCACCCUGCCUGUCACCUCUCCUUCCUCCACGCCUCUGGGACCAGGCAGGGCAGCUCCUGUGCUCUGCAGCGGUGAAGGCAAAAAAAAUCUUCGUGCUGGAGGGGGGAGCUGGGACCCUACCCCUUCCUCCCCACGGUGGGGAGCCCGUGGGGUGGUGCACAGGCUUUCGGCUCCUGCUUCGUUGCCCGAGCCUGCCCUGCGUCGUGGGACCACCGUGACAGCAGCUGUGUCCUGGCCGUGCUGUGCUGGGGUCGGCCGUCCCCGGGGCUGCCUGUCACUAAUCUCAGACUGUGUAAUUAGAGAGUGUCUUAUUUUCUUACUAGCACUACGUUGAUCUGGCCCUGGGUUUAACCCGGGGCUGGUGUGCGACUGCUUGUCUCUUGCCCGUAAGGUCCGUGUUCUGUAGAUGAGUCUCCUGGUUGCCAUCUCCUGGUGGCUGCUUGGCUUGGGAUGGAGAUGGGAGCAAAUAAAUGUGGGAGAAACAACCA
Molecule: messenger RNA, 2271 nt
Organism: Aquila chrysaetos chrysaetos
Lineage: Eukaryota; Metazoa; Chordata; Aves; Accipitriformes; Accipitridae
Gene: HMG20B
Product: high mobility group 20B
Exons: 10
Coding region: 160-1119 (319 amino acids)
Biological process (GO): regulation of gene expression
Cellular component (GO): nucleus
Source: RefSeq, a predicted model, not a curated record